AUGGAACUGUCACACGACGGGAAAUGUUACAAAUUGAUUACAGUUUCAUCAGACAUAAGCUCAAUUUGCGAAGCAGAUUUUAAAGAUAGCGGUACACUGUAUGCUGGUUAUAUCAUCGAUUGUCGAACUGCUAAAGCAGAGGAUAUUAUAAUCAAAUUAGCAAAUUUUUGUCAGUUGAUUAAGAACCCCAAAGUUUCGUUCGCCUGGUUAAACUGUACUUUUUCAAAGUUUCUCGAGAUAAAGGAGCGACUGACAAAGCUUUUGAAGGAAAAUGGCGAGGUGUCUUUACCUACUAGAAAUUCAACGAUCAUGAAACUUUCAUCACAUGACCCGCUGAAGUCGGGCGCUGAAGCUUUGAGAACAAGCAUUGACCUGCUGAACUUUGGCAAAAAUCUCCUCGAUAUCCAACGUUUGAUGGAUGCACAUCCAGGGCUAUUACAUGGAAAGUUUCAUUUGAGCAACAAUUUAAAGAGGAAAAGGAACGAUUCCGGCGCAACAUCUAAUGAUCCACCCGUUGGUUCAACGCCUUACAGUGACAGCCGUCGCCCACGAAAAGAGGUUUUUAAAGCUCUAAAAAAGAUGCAAAAAGAAGUGUCUAGCGGCCCCAAUUGUAGCAGCCUUACCUACUGCUAUAUGUGCAAGUCAAAGUUAACCUUAGAUGACCUCUGUGACGAAUGUUGUAUUCUCAAUGGCAAAAUGAAAAGAGUGUCGUGUGAUUUAAAUGGAAGGUAUGCCAUUGUUACCGGUGGGCGAAUCAAGAUUGGAUUUGAGACGUCUCUACGCUUGCUGAGAGAUGGCUGUUUUGUAGUAAUAACCACUCGAUUCAUUGUUGACGCCACUCAAAGGUAAACUUUCUUUCUCUUACAAGCAGAGUUCGUCCCGGUCUCAUGUAAUUACCCCCUAAGGAGACAAAUGGUCAUGCAUCCUUGGUCACGCACCCUGGGUCACGCAAUUUGGGAUAUGACACCAACCAGUCAUAAAAUUGAUUGAAAUAUUAUACAGUGUAUAAUUAUAUAUUAUAUGUACAGUGUAUAAUAAUUUUUUUGGAAGUUUGUAGUCUAAAAAUUUUAAUCAAUGAAAGUGAUUGAUUGACUAUAUCAACUUUUAAAAACUAGCAAGGUUAUGCAAUUAGCAGUCACAGUGCUCACAUGUCAUGCAAGCAAAAGAGGGCAACCCUCUAUUGGGAUAUCUAACUUAAAUUAAAACCUCUUCAGAUCAUAAGUUUUGCAUUAUCCUUGCAGUGGUCUCUCACAAAAGCUCUGGCGCACAAAUCUCAAAGUAUUUAGAUAUAAAUUUCUAGUUAUUUUCCUUUGAUUUUAGGUUUAGCAAAGAGAGCGAUUUUGAUAUUUGGAAACAUAGACUGAAAAUCUACCGCCUUGAUUUGCAAGACUUGCGAUCAAUUGAAGAGUUUCUUGAGUAUGUUAAAAAGACCAUCCCUCAUUUGGACAUCUUGAUCAACAACGCAGCACAAACAAUCUUUCGACCCUUCCAAUACUAUCAAUCAUUGAUCUCUAAUGAAGUAAAGCAGUUACCAACUUUGUCAAAGGAUUCCUCCAACGUGAUGGCCUGCGAAGGUCAGACUCACAAGGAACUGGCAUUCCACGGUUCCAUUGCUCCAGUGCAUUUUACAAAUUCAACUUCCAGCCAAUCAGCUCUUCUGUGGGGAACAACAUCAGGUGAGUUCCCAGAUGGCCAAAAGGAUGAACAUGGUGAGCAGUUGGAUUUACGUCCACGCAAUAGCUGGACUUAUAAUCUGGAUGAGGUUCCUUUGCAAGAACUAUUGCAGGUAUCUUUCAAAUUGCUUUUUAUACAUCUUGAUGUUCAUGUUCAGGUCUGUUAGUGAAAUUACACUAGUUUUUAUUCCAAUGCAAUUUCCUCAUUUUGAUCGGCUGAGCUAGAUUUAUAAAGACUGUCAUAUGCCAUAAAACAGUAAAAUUGCUUGUAAUUUCUUUGCCUUUUGAGAAAUUUCUGCAAUUUGAUUGGCUUAGAGCAGUAGUAUUUCAGCUUAAUUUGAGAUACCUACAUGUGGAAAUGACAAACUGUUUGCGGGUAGCAGUAUAAACAAAUAAUAGCAUGAUUUGUACGUGAUAUUUGGCAUAAAUACCACUCAUCAUAUUUCAAAAUUGUCUCAAAUUUCACUCGCCUAACGACUCGUGACAUUACAUAUAACAAUUUUGAAAUAUCACUCGUGGUAUUUAUGCCAAAUACAGGGGCGGAUCUAGGGAAAGGGUGCAGGGGGUGCACACCCCCCAUCCCCCCCCGAGAUGACCUGUGGUUUUCUAAUACAACUGGUAUAUUUCUGCAAAAAAAAGAACUAUGUGGUUUAAUGGUGUUGAAAUAGAGCAAGAGACGAGUGCACCCCCUCCUAAAAAAAAUCCUGGAUCAGCCCCUGAACUAUCACUACAAAUCACGAUCAUGCUACUACCUAUACUAAUAUUUGUGAUACAAUAUGGACGGACACCCUUUGAGACCAGAAAAUUGUUCGCUCCAAGGAGAGGUCUCUGCCUAAGGGAGGUUCAAGCUUACUUUCAAUUUCUGUCAGUUCUGACAGCUCAAUGGGUUUGUGUUGGGAUGCCUAUCUCUUCUUUCAUUGGCUAUUACGAAGUUGCGCAGGAAACCGAGUUAAAAUUCGUCCACCAAAACAGUCCCACAGUGCAGCUCAACACUUCACUGACCCUGUCUCAAGCGCGCAACCUUAAAAUGGCCAAUUGUGACUGCACUACCUUUCUUCUCCGGCCCUCCCCCCACCUCCUCCUCCUUUAUUCUUAUUUCAGGCAGCCUUUACGAGCUGUUCACAUCCAGCCGGCGAAUUUAUCUACAGUUUAAAAACAGAGAAUUAAAAUAACAAGUCAAAUUUGUAUCAUCUGCGGUAAUAAAUUAAGAUUCGAGUGCAGUCGAGGCAUAUGAGAAAUCCUAACUUUUCGCGCAUCCUGUUUCUUAAAAUAACUUGAAAGCUGGCACUACGUAUACUUUCUUAGAAAUUAGGCCUGCCUGUCUCGAUAUGGUCCAUUCGGAGCAAACGAAGCAAGCUUGUACUUGACGAAUGGUGCAAAUAGUCGUUAAUCUUGAAGCAUGUGGUAUCGUUCUAGACUAUUGGUAGAGUUGAUCAUGCAGUUAACAUGAAAGAAAAAUCUUGUUAAACGGCAUCUUAUAAAGACGAAGUUUCAAUUAGACUUUACUUUAUUUGUUUCAAGGGUCUUCGAUCAAUUCUCUCUCUAUGUUAUUUUGUCGACUUCAACCUCUGUUUGCUCGGCUCUAGUGGAAACAACUGUUUCACAUCUUUUUCAGGUUGUAGGGAGCAUUAAUAAACCAGUACACUAAGGCCCAGUUCAGACGUCGUGUUUCUGCCGUGCGGAACUUAAUUGUAAUUUGGUUCGACUGUAGCACGGCAGGAAAACAACUUUGAUUCAGACGUCGUGCCAGAGUCGAACCAAAUUCAGGAUUUACUGAUGCCUCGUAACAAUUCUUCUCCCAACUCCCUGUGGGAACGCAAUUUCGACAAAAUAUAUUAAUGUAAUUUAUGAAUUUUGUUUAGCGCGGCAGAAGCACGACGUUUGAAUCGCUGCCUUGCCAGAGCCGUGUAGCACGGCAGCGCUUGUCGAACUUAAUUGCUUACCGAACUUAAUUCAAAAGUUUGAUUCAGACGCCGUGGUUCUGCCGUGCUUUUGUCGAACUUAAUUCCCGAAUUUAGUUCGGCACGGCAGAAGCACGACGUCUGAACUGGGCCUAAGACUUUUCAAUUAUUUUUAUUUAUGAUACUCUAGAAUUAACUCAGCUAUGGCGCUUAUAAGCAGAUCUGUCGACUCCACUUUCAGCUUUAGUUUAGUUUCUUGUAUUAAGUUUUGAGCGUUUUUUAAUUUUUAAAAACAACAAAGGUUUUUUCGCGCGCUUGCACAAGGUCUAAGUCUGAGCCUUGGGAACUUCUUCGAUUAUGAUGCGAGAGACGGAAUUCCAACCUGUAUAUGCAUCGACGCUUCCGGAAUAUCCGACACAGUUACCGACGCUAAAUCCAACUCGCACCCUCCCUUGGUGAAUGUUGUUACAGUGUCCCUCGAUUUGACGGACCCGGUGAGGAUUUUCAUUUUUGAUGCUUAAGUAGAUAACGCCGUCGAUGGGGAGUGGACCUGAGCAUUCGGCGCCAUUGAAAGUGAAGUACCACCGCUUGCAACAGUUUACACAACCAGCUAUUCUUAAAGCACCAACCCAGACCACUCGAAGAGCUGUUUCAGAGAAGUUUUUGGUAAACAAACAUUCCUGCGUGAUAAAAAAAAAAAAAAAAGAUUGUUCAAAGAUAUUGAUUAUACCUCAAAGUUGUGAUCAACCAAAAGGUAGUAUUUGAUUAAGAGGAAAAUUGGUAAAAUCUUUAUUACAAAACCUUGAUUAAAAUCCUAUUUACAAUCAACCUGCUGUUGCAAAAAAUCUAAUCAAUUCAUCAAAACACUAUCUACAAUUCGUUAAUUAGAGAACAAAAACAAUCCUAUAUCCUAUAUUUGAUUUGCAUGCCUCUGUUGAUCUUGAUACAAAUCAAGUGGGAUGACAAAUUAUAAAAAGGAGAUGAACCAUUUGAAACUAUUGGCCAGCUAUUAGAAUUCACUUCACUUAUCGUUUCAUUUCUAUACAAUAUUCGGGCCCAAUUUGUAUGGACAUUUAGAAUGGCUCGCUUUCGUCUCACCAUUGUAAAUACUCAUGCAUAUCUGCUGUAUUCCUGUAUGUGCUCAAGCAAACAAGAAAAGGACUGGCAAAAAGGAAAUAAUUCAGAAGGUCAGCAAGGGUGGCAAAGUGGUGAGAGCAUUCGCCUCAGACCAAUGCGGCCUAGAUUCGAACCCCUCUGAAGUGGCGCCAAGGCAUGUUUUGCUUAAGUUUGUUUUUGGUUUCCACCCUUGCCCUGAGAGGUUUUUCUCAGACACUUCGGUUUUCUCCUGUCCUCAAAAACGAACAACUUCAAAUUCAAUUCGAUUCGGAAUUGCUGACGAAAAACCACAGUGUACAUUCGCCAAUACUAAGUUGAUUUAUCUGUUUAUGUAUGAGGAUUUAUCUAUUAAUUAUUUUUUUUAUUUGUCUAUCUUACUGCUUUUAUUACCUCUACUUCGAUAAACGGUAAAGGACAGUUUCAGGAUGUAGGUGAUUACUUUGAAUAUGACUAACGACAACUUGCCAUUUAUGCAAAUUUUUUCGCAAAAUAGGUUUUUUUUUCUGAAAGGGAGAGGGGAGGGGGGCAGAUACUCGAGUGACACCAACAUGCCAUAGACACCAUCACCAUAGAUGAUCAUAACACAGACCUUGAUUAACCCAUUGUCUCUGUCAUCGUUCACGUUUUUCCAAGCACACUCUUUCCAGUUCUUGAAAGGCAUCAUACCGGGAUUUCCAGGCUCUCCGCGCUCCCCCUUUUGACCGGGAGGACCCUGGGCGCCAAGCUCUCCCUUAGCACCAUCCUUUCCAGUUGCACCAGCAGGACCUAUGACACCAGGAAGACCCUGGGGGCCAGCAUUCCCCGCAAUUCCCUGGUCUCCUUUAGCUCCGUCUCGUCCGUCACGGCCGUCGCGGCCUGGUGGCCCAGGCGUACCUGGCUUGCCAUGCAUGCCUGGAAUGCCGCCAUAACAUAGGCGAGUAGACUGGUGAUACAAUUAAAAAGAGUGAAACGGAUCGAACCCUCAUUACACAAAUAUAUGUUUUAUUUAUCUCUUUAUAACGCUAUUGUUUAAGGAAGCUUCCCAUAACAACUGCGGGAAUCUGCCAUCGCAGAAAUUGCUGUAAAGAUCUGCAAUAUGUACAUUGUUAUCCAACACUUACACAAGUCUGGCCUGUUUUGCUGCUACCGUCAAGGUUCGCACAGAAUGUAGUCAUACUUGUUAAUAAUAACGGGUACAAACACAAAACUGAGGUCACUUGAGUUCUCGCCAUCGAUGCUCAGUUGCCUAACGAUAAAUGAGACAAAAAAAACGAGGUACUAGUUGAGUGGAAUGCACUGUAUUGGAACACCCGUAAAGGACAGCUGCCCCUUGGAACUGUUCAUAGCAAAAGGCCAGGUCAUGCGCGAUUAACUGGUUACUCGGGCUGGUUCACGCUCCAUAAAAUCAGGUAGAUUUUUGGCUAAAAAAUGCAGUCAAGCUUUUCUUCUUCAGGACAGUUUUCGUGGCACCCUAGAGGCUAAGCUUCAUAUAAUUCCUACCUAGGCAAAUCGAGAAAUGUAAUCGUGACUGUUUUUUCUGUUAUUAUUUUUUUUUCGUAUGUAGAGCUUGCUUAGAUUGAUAUUGGCUUUUGAGGUAAUCAAAUAAUCGAUCGAUUUUUGUAGAUAAUUUUACAGGCGGCUUAGAGGCCUCUAUUUUAUCGGUGUAGUGGAUUAUACGGGGGUUACUAUAGAUUUUUUAAAAGAAGGGGUGGGGGAGGGUGUCACACCGUGAUAUACCCAGGCCACUUAAGAGAUUGUUAUGUCAAAAUCCAUAUUUGUUUAACUAAAACUGACAUUUUUUGGACGUUCAGUGAGCGUGGGAGAAGGACAAGCCUGCACAAUAGCUGCAUAGUGUUUAGAUGAGUCGUGUGGCAAGAAGGAACGGAUAUGUCGUCUCUAUAAACUAAAUUUAGCCCAUACAAGAACCGCUGACGAAAGUACCGUGAUCAGUCUAUAACACAUUUCUAGCGUUUUUGUGGAAAUAAGAAAGAGAUGCCCCCCUCCCUCCCUCCCUCCCUCCCCCAGCUACGCCCCUGGAAUUUUUGAACUCUGAUGUUGAACUUUGAGCGUAUAUUUACAAGAAGAUCGGUAGAAAGAAAACUCUUAAAAAGAAAUUAAAUUAAUACAGUAAGCUAGGGCAAUGCUAGAGAAAUCGAAGACUAUACGCUUCAGCUGGGAUAAUUGGGUUACUCCCAUGAACUGUGCUCGUAAAUCACAAUGCUGAAGCAUGACAAUAUCUGCCAAUAUUUGCUUCAAGAAAAGUCUUGCCCCCGUUAAGUUGUUUUGGAAUGUGUACUAAUCGUUUGCCGACGUUUGCACGCAGUUAAGGCAGCUGUUUUAAAUAAACCUCACAUCUGCCCUCUUCUCUCGUCGUUGAUUUAUACUACUGCAGACUACAGUACGGUCUGUUCAUGCCGCAGUGCCUCGUUUAAUAAAAAUGGAAGGCUAGGCUCAAAGCAAGAAAUGAUUACCUGUGCAAGUUACUUAAUAAGUGCUUAAGUUUCAAAUUUAUCAGUAAGGUGUAUUUGACACCCUGACGCUAAGUCACUUACCCUUGUCUUGUCUUGAUAACUUACCGUUGUGGUUCCUUUGGCUUCGCAAUGUAGCUUGCUUGAGGUGAAACAGUGGAAUGGCACUGCUGACACACCCUAUUAUAGUUCAAUUGACCAAUUAGAUAGUGACAGCGGCACAAAACGACAACGCCAAUACUGCAGGUUAUUUUGACUCGUUAACAGUCGCCCACGUGACGCGCAUGGCGGGAACAGGGAGUGGUCCACUGAUAGGCGACUGGUGAUGAGUCUUGCAGGUAUUGGCUCAGUACUAGUAGUGGGGCAUUUUGUUUUGCUGAACCGAUGCGAAAGUCAGUGGAUAAAAUAAACUAAGACCAUGAUCAUGAUUUUUCAAUAUACGGUCAAAUAUAAACGAACUAUUCUUAGAAAUAAGUUCUUAGUGUAGUGGAUACGAGGUUUCAAGAGAGCACUUAAAUCGAGAACGCUUUAUUACUGAUAACGUUGGAUAAAUGUAAAAACAUAAAGCUUACUGCAACUUGUCUCGCAUUUUAAAUAAUUCCAUAUGAUUCUCAUGCACUUUGGAAUAAAUAAGCAUUUGCAAAUUGAUUAAAUACCGCAAAUUCUGUCAGUUACUCUUCCUUCUUUAUUCCAAAUUGCACUCGACAUUAAGUGCAGGGUAAUUUGCAUGUAGAGAACGACAGUGAGAAGUGAUACGAGUUCUAGUUUGUGAAAAAAAAACCUUUGACAUUAAGAUGCAAUUUUCUCUAAAUUCAGUAGAGAAAAAUGAAAAUUCUGCGCAGAAAAAUAUACAAUUAUAAGUAUAUCUGUCUGAACUCGUUAAAACGUGGCAAAUAGGUUUUCGCCUAGCGCCGGAAGCCAGUUUGGUCUUCAGAAAUUGGGAAGGCUUGCCGUCUUGGUCGGCACAGGCAGAUAGCCCAGGGUCAACCCUAACAGUGGAUGGGUAGGGGGUCUAUUUUGACACAAACCUUUCAGUAAGGAGCAGUGUUUACCAGAGGCUUUGACUGGCAAGUACCUUUUCAGUUCCCCUUUGCCUCAAACAGCACAAUCAGGCCUCUGCUGACAAUAAUUAUCACGAUAAUUGUAGAGCUCAGGGAGAUGCGCGGACAGCCACCCAGUCUCUUGGUUGGUGAGAUUGGAUUCUUGGUACCCAGGACAUACUUAGCUGAGGACCUGUAGCGGCUCAUUGACGCCAUGUUUACAUAUGUUCAGUCAGAUAUAUAUUUAUAAGAACACGAUUUGAGUCCUAUUCUUUGCACCGUUUCCCAAAAAUGCAUUUUUCUAUAUGAGAAAGGAGAAAUUUUGUCAUGAAUAAGACUUGGGUGCUGGAGUCCUUUUUAGUACUUGAAUAUUGAUGCGAUCUCAACAACUGUCAAUGACUACUGCACCCUGCGAGCAUAUCCUCUUUUUGUUUUCUUGAGUGAGAAGGAAAAAAGGAGACUCUUCCUGAAUCGCCGCAGCCCAAACUUCUGGAUAGUCAAUCUUGUUCUCUCUCGUCAAAACGGUUAUUUCGAGUGCGAGUAUCCUUCUAUUGAUAAACCGCUGUACUAGGUUCACGGCUAUAAGGCCUGGGUUCGAAACUUGUAUUCUAGCAACAUGUAGCGCAUGCUCAACAAAGAUCUCACGCGAAUCAUGCAGUGUCUUUCUUGCAUGUGUACGCCAAAAUUGAAAGGCUUUGCUGGCAGGGUGUGACUGCUGAUACAAAGGCGAAGUAUCAAUUAAGAUGUUACUUUCUCAUGGCUUGCAGGUUCUGACUAUCAAUGCAGUGGGACCUUUUAUUCUAACGGCAAAACUCAAACCACUUCUGAAACAAAGUCCUUUCGAGCGCAAGUUCGUCGUGAAUGUGUCUGCCAUGGAAGGUCAGUUUUCUCGUGUAUCGAAAGGACAUCGCCACCCUCACACCAACAUGGCGAAAGCUGCCCUGAAUAUGAUGACACGAACAAGUGGGUUGGAGUACCAAAUGGAUGGAAUAUAUAUGACAGCUGUGGAUACUGGCUGGGUAACGGAUGAACGACCAUUUUAUCAAUCUAAGUAAGCAUUUGUUAGCUGCUAACAGUGCACCACGAGGGGAGGGGCUGGAGAAAGGAAUCAUCGGCCUCGUUCCCACGAAUUUUCCGUUAAAACAUGACGGGGGAGGCGGCACUUAGUCUCGCCUCUCCCUUCUUCUAAGGGAAAUCGCCUGGGCCCGGUUCCUCGAAAGAUGGUUAAGUUUAACCUCUCGUCUAAGAACAUGCAACUCGAGCCUACUCGGCCUUACAAAAUACUGUUGAGCCUUUUUUGGGCAAAUCUUCUCUAAAAGAGUAAAAAUACUUACCAAUACAAAUUUGGUAGCGUCAAGGCAUAUUAUAAAGGAAACGGCCAUAGUUCCGGUUGACGUACGUCGCUCAAAAACGUCUCAGUUGCUUAUGCUCCCUAAUGCGUCAACAAUUUUUUUUGCCGAUUGCAGGUCCGCAAGGCUUCCAGAUUAGGCUCCCCUUCCUUAUCACAAUGUCUGGAUGAUCUCUAUAACUGGUUCUACAAAUGUUGGACGAAUCUUAUGGAGCAAAAUUGGAAUAGUUUUAAGGGGCUAAAGCUCUGAUCAUACCCGUGCCUUAAAGAAAUAUUCCCUUGGUAGCGUAGGCUACAGAUAGCUUUUUGAAUGACUUGGGUAAACGGUCCCAGAUUACCUUAUACGAGUAAUGAACAAAUCUUGAACCAAAAUUGGCAUGGUGCUUUAGCGAAGCGGCUGUGACUUAAAUCAUGUCCCCCCCGGGAAUAGAGAAAAAUUCCCAUUAGCUUUAUGGCAACAGUUCUCACCGUUUCGUUAUUCUUUCAAGGCAUGAAGCAGACGCAAAGGGAUUCAAACCGCCUCUUGAUUGCAAGGAUGGUGCUGCCAGAGUGUAUCACCCAAUUGUUCAUGGUCUAGACCCCAGCAAUUCUCCCUACUUUGCUGUCUUUUUAAAAGACUUCAGUCCUCACAACUGGUAA
Messenger RNA from Porites lobata, 10164 nucleotides. The record is from the annotation of a GenBank genome assembly. NCBI's taxonomy places the organism in Eukaryota, Metazoa, Cnidaria, Anthozoa, Scleractinia, Poritidae.